GCCUAUAACCUGGGUUGUGGUAAACAUCUUAGAUGUUCUUCAGUGAGAGGGUUAUAAUGUACAGCUUUCUACGGUAUAGGAUGACGAUGGUUUUAUCUGGUGCAAUUUGAUAACGGCCGUCAAAUGGGAUUUUCGUAGGAAUUAAGGGCCCUGAUAUUGCUUAAAAUCGUCAGGUUGGUGAUAACAAGGGAACCAUGUCAACACCACUGUCUGCCAUUUUCUUUCUGCUUGACUCAAAACACCAACAUCCUCCACCACCUGCCAAGUAGUGAUGGUGAGAUCCUGCAGCAUAUCUAGCUAGCUGACGGCAUGAGAGUCAACGAAACUAGCGGCCUCGAGCUCAGAAUCACAUGCUGGCAGAGCACAAGUGUUUGCGAGAUAAACAGAGGCAGUGCUGCUUACAGCAACACUGAUAAGCCAAUGCAGAAACCAUAUGCCCAUAUUUUCUCAAUUUUAUUGGGCCUGGCUUGCAGCCUGAAUCUUAUUUUUUUACUGGAUGAAAUGUGUAUAUUAUAGUGUAAGUGGUGUCAGAAAUGCAGUGAUUGGACUUUUAAACCUACACUUGUGAAUUCAGCCAGCUCAACAACCACAAAACACAAUGGCUUCCGGUGACCACAAAGAGACAGGGAAUGAACUGUCAGAACACCUUCAAAUGGAUCAUGAGUUGAGUCAAAAUCAGGACCCUGCUGGGACUAACUUCAAGUCCAAAAGUUUGCCCUCUCUGAAUGACUCAGGCCAGCAAAGCAAGGCCUUGUUGACUAAGUCUAUGCAGCAACAGGUGUCAAUAACGGAGGACAAGAGUACUGAAUUCAUCCAACUCUCACAGAGGAUCAACCUGAACCAACCUUUACCUGAAUCCCCCACCAGGACUAAUGUUAACUAUUCCCCUUCCAGGUCUAGUGUGGUGGGGAUGAGUCGUUCAAUUAACACAGAGACGCAGGUCAGCAAACCCAGGUGUAAAAAUCCUACGAGGCAAGGCUUCAUUGCCUCGAGACUACCCCUGAUGCGUUUACCCACUAGGAAAUACAUGAGUGUGAUUCUCGAAGACUCACGCUGUUUUUUAUGCUGCAUGUGCUACCUGACAUUUUUCCAGUCACUGAUGGUGUCUGGCUACCUUAGCAGUGUAAUCACCACCAUAGAGAAGAGGUACAGCCUCCGGAGCUCUGAGUCUGGUCUGCUCGUCAGCUGCUUUGACAUAGGUAGUCUGCUGGUGGUGGUUUUCAUCAGUUACUUCGGAGGCCGAGGGCAGAGGCCCAGAUGGUUGGCCGUGGGUGCAGUGUUUAUAGCCGUCGGAGCAGCACUCUUCUCCUUGCCUCACUUCAUCUCCCCUCCGUACCAAAUCCUGGAGGUGAACUCAUCACGGGGCAAUGAAGGCCUGUGUAUGAACAACAACGGCAGUGGCAAGGACUUCCUGGAUUUGUCCUCCUGCCCCAGAGACCAAGAGGGUAAUGAACACAACCUGUACGUGGCCCUAUUCAUCAUAGCACAGAUCCUGGUGGGUAUGGGGUCAACGCCCAUCUACACCCUGGGACCCACCUACCUGGACGACAACGUCAAGAAAGAGAACGCCUCACUUUAUCUUGCUGUCAUGUAUGUGAUGGGAGCCCUGGGUCCGGCUGCUGGGUACCUGCUAGGAGGAGUUCUCAUCGGCUUCUACGUCGACCCCAAGACUGUGGUCAACAUAGAUCAGAGCGACCCUCGCUUUAUUGGCAACUGGUGGAGCGGAUUCCUGCUCUGUUCUGUCGCCAUGCUGCUGGUCAUCUUCCCCAUGUUCACCUUCCCCAAGAAGCUGCCUCCCAGAAACAACAAGAAGAAGAGGAAAAAGAUCAGCCUGGACAACGUGUCCAGUGAUGAUGAGAUCACCAAGGAGAAGACCAACAGCAAGAGCCAGACAGUUACAUCGUCCAUGGGCUUUGGGAAAGACAUCAAAGAGCUGCCUAAGGCUGCAGUGAGGAUCCUGAGUAAUGUCACCUUCCUGUUUGUGAGCCUGUCCUACACUGCAGAGAGCGCCAUCGUCACCGCCUUCAUCACCUUCAUACCCAAGUUCAUAGAGUCUCAGUUCGGCAUCCCAGCGUCCAGCGCUAGUAUCUACACAGGUGUGAUCAUCGUACCCAGUGCUGGGGUGGGGAUAGUACUGGGGGGCUACAUCAUUAAGAAGCUGAAGCUGGGAGCCAGAGAGUCAGCCAAGCUGGCCAUGAUCUGUAGUGGGGUCUCUCUGCUCUGCUUCUCUACUCUGUUCAUAGUGGGCUGUGAGAGCAUCAACCUGGGAGGCAUCAACAUUCCAUACACCACCGGUCCUACUCUGACUAUGACCCAUCGUAACCUGACUGGAGGGUGUAACGUGAACUGUGGCUGUAAGAUCCAUGAGUACGCUCCGGUCUGUGGCUCUGAUGGCAUCACAUACUUUAACCCCUGCCUGGCAGGCUGUAGCAGUGUGGGCAACGACAGCAAAGGAAUCCGGAACUACUCGGACUGUGCGUGUGUCCAGAGCAGACAGGUCAUCACCCCCUCCUCCAACGGCCAGGGCAACCAGCUGCAGCUGGUCAUCGUCAAGACCUACCUGAAUGAGAACGGCUACGCAGUGUCUGGGAAGUGUGACCGCACCUGCAGCACACUCAUCCCCUUCCUCAUCUUCCUAUUCAUCGUCACACUCAUCACCGCCUGCGCUCAGCCCUCCGCCAUUAUCGUCACUCUCAGGUCAGUAGAAGAGCAGGAGAGACCCUUUGCACUUGGGAUGCAGUUUGUUCUCCUCAGGACCCUUGCCUAUAUCCCUACUCCCAUCUACUUUGGGGCCGUGAUCGACACAACCUGUAUGCUGUGGCAGCAGGACUGUGGCAUCCACGGCUCCUGCUGGGAGUACGAUGUCACGUCCUUCCGCUUCGUCUACUUCGGCCUGGCUGCCAGCCUCAAGUUCAUUGGCUUCAUCUUCAUCUUCCUCACCUGGUACUCCAUCAAGUACAAGGAAGAGCGUCUGGAGCGCUGGCUGAAACACCUCUCGCCCAUGGACACGGUCAGCGACCUCAUCUGCCACGCCGGGGGUCACAAGGGGCACGCCCGCACCCGCUCCUGUCCCGUAAAUAUACCACGCAACGAACCUCCCAUCAUCCCCAUCCUCAACAGGGGCCUCAGCAGCCAGAGCUGCCCGGGAAACAGCCUGAAGAGCUUGAAAGCAAUAACCCCGCCGGCCCCUCGCCCUCCCACUCGCUCUCUGGAACAGGUGUCUGCCCGUAUCUGAGGGCUGGGUGUUGUUUCCAGCCCUCCCUGCUAGCAUCAGUCUUCAAUGUGUACCUUUCUCAUUCUGGUUCUCACUUGUAUAGUAUUAUAGUGUGCACACACACACACAGGCACUGGACGUCACUCAAACAGUCAGCGGUUGGUCAACACGUAUACAGGAAGACACUGGGAUGGAUACCUCGACUUAGCUAAUCUCCUCUUCCCUCUGCCUAGUAUGUUUGUGCUUUUUUGUUUUCAUCAUGGAAGUGAAUGAGUAUUAUCCCUGCAUAUCAUUUCUUUAGAAAAUUGCAAGUAUGAUUGUAAUGAUGGUAUUAUGGGAUGGUGCUAUGUGAAAAUGACAUGAAUAAUAUCCUUCAUUGCUCAGUUUUAUUGUUAAUUCUAAGACCUCAGCAGAAUGAGGUGAUUGAGCUAAGAAGCUUGGCCGGCUAGCACAACUAAAUCCUGUACUAUGCAAGGUCUUUUUGCCCUAUUAUACAAUGGCAAGCAGUAUUAAAGGCACACAGUGUUGCCUUCCCUUCCCAUACAAUGUGCAAAUGUCAUUCAGUAAUGCCCCAGACCUGCUUGUAAUGAUGACUGGUUGACUUGGAAAGGAUAUUUUUGGAACAUUUGGAAUUGGAACCUCUUCUUCUGUAUUCUGUGGCAAACUCAUAGACAGGCCCACAAAUACUUCCCUUGCCGUAGUUGUAGUUCAGACAGUUGGCUUGCAUCCCAAAUGGUUCCCUAAUACCUAUAUAGUGCAAUACAUUUGACAAGUACUCAUAUGUCUCUGGUCAAAAGUAGUGCACUACAUGGGGAAUAGGGUGCCAUUUGGGACACCAGCUUAGUACACUCAUUAUGACUCCCCAAUUUUGCUUCAUGUACCAUGGGCUUUACAGAACAAAGGUGUAUUUUGCUUACCAGUCUAAGAACUUGUUUUAGACAAAGCUCCGGACCUGAUCCUAGAUCACCACUCCUACUUUAAGACUUGAUACAGAAGGCCCAUGAGCUGGAGGGCAACAAGAUUGUUGAAACAUUCAGGUAGCUUGUGGGUGGAACAUGCAAUAUAUUCAAGUACAUAUUGCUGUUAGUUUUGCAGGGUGUUUGAGGAUACCUGCUGGUCAGAUGUGGUAAGCAAUAUUGUAGAAAGACAAAUUAAACUUUAGUGUUUUCCAAAGUAAAAUAACUAGGCAAUUAUUUGGUGGAAUAAUCUUAAUUUUCAGUUCAAUCUAACACUUUAAUGUUGGAAGUUAAAUUAUGCUUUUCUAUGUACCUAUGUUGAGUUUGGGCAGUUGGGAGAGCACUUACAUGAUACAAUGUGGCAGUUGGGUUAGAGUUAAUAGCAUUAAAAGCUCUGGUUUGUGUUGCCUUUGGGAUAUUGUACUGAACUAAAAUAUAAACGCAACAAAUGAAAAUCAGAUUUAGUCACAUACUUACUUACUUACUUACUUAACCAACAAUGCAGUUCAAGAAAUGGAGUUAAGAAAAUAUUGACUAAAUAAACUAA
Molecule: messenger RNA, 4717 nt
Organism: Salvelinus sp. IW2-2015
Lineage: Eukaryota; Metazoa; Chordata; Actinopteri; Salmoniformes; Salmonidae
Product: solute carrier organic anion transporter family member 5A1
Biological process (GO): sodium-independent organic anion transport; transmembrane transport
Cellular component (GO): plasma membrane
Molecular function (GO): protein binding
Source: RefSeq, a predicted model, not a curated record